GUCGAACGCGCGGUCGUUCGCCGUCAGUGACGUCGGUGUCGACACUCGUGCAACACGUCUAUGAUGUUUCGGUGAUUUUCAAAGUCGUGAGUGGACGAUAAGUCAUUACCUCAUUACUCAUCAAAUAUUGGAGCACAGUGACAAAUAGACAACAAUCUUCCCUGGAUUUGGAUGUUUUAUGGAUUGUGAAAAGUGACAUUUUGGAAUUUUUUCCAAAACUUAAACAGUGCAGUGAACCAUCAAAAAGGAUUGCAAAUCAGUGAUAAUAUUGGAUUUUAAAGGAAACCCGCUAAAGUGAUUUUCGGAGGAUUCGAGCUGCAUGAAGUGAAUAAUAUAAAGGGGUGAUUUGGAAACGUCAGGACGGCGCACGCUACUAGCACGGCCGGCUACGCGGGAUCCUACAGCAGUUAUCCGGGGGCUCAGGCUCCUGAUACUGGCAAGCACAACCCUCAACAAGGAACAAUUGGAUACCGAGUUACUAACCCUAGCGGCUAUGGGAGCGCCGGCGGUUCGGGCGCGAUGAGCGGCGGGGGCGAGAACGCGCAGUUCGGCGCCACCGCCGCAAUGGUCGCCGCGGCCACAACGGCCGCGAUGCAGGACUCGCAGACUUUUUCUCAGAUGCAAAACAACAUGACUAUGGGUAAUCCCCAAUAUGGGGCGAUGAAUGGCUACGGACAGCGCAGUCAUAACCCCGCCAUGACAAGCAUGGGUAUGGGAGGAAACGGAGGAAUGAAUGGAAUGACCGGUAUUGGUCAAAUGGGUAAUGCUGGUAUGAACGGCAUGAACCCAAUGACGCAGAUGGCUAAUAUGGGCAUGCAUGCCAAUAUGAUGCCAUCCCAAAUGGGGCCCAGUCAAAUGACCCAAUCGGCGAAAAUGGCGCCAGGGUACCGGCAACGGCAUACGCCUUACCCAACCCAAAAUACAAUGAUGAUGGGGAGAAAAACGCAAUACAUGGGCGGUCAACCCGGCUUCGGUCCAGGACAAUAUCCUGCCACUUAUGGUGGUCGACCGGGUUUUCAAGGACAAUAUCCUCCUCAACAGCCUUUGGGGCCAUCAGGCAAUUUUGGUGGCACGAUGAGAGGGAACAUGAGACAAUCUACGCCUCCUUACUCAAACCAGGGGCAGUAUUUCAACGGUGGCGUUCCAGCGCAAUUUCCUCAACAUCCUGGUGGCAAUGGGCAAUAUGGGGGGCAGUAUAGCGGACAGUUUGCACAGGAAGUGGCUAUGCGUACUAAUAUGAGUUACCAACACAGUCCAGUGCCAGGCAACCCAACUCCUCCUUUGACGCCCGCAAGCAGCAUGCCACCGUACAUCAGCCCCAACGCCGAUGUAAAACCCCACUUUAACGAACUCAAGCCGCAGAUGGGCUUGCAAAAUGAUGAGCUCCGGUUAACAUUCCCCGUAAGAGAUGGCAUUAUAUUGCCACCAUUUAGAUUAGAACAUAAUUUAGCAGUUAGUAACCACGUAUUCCAACUAAAACAAACAGUCCAUUCAACAUUGCUGUGGCGGUCGGACCUGGAAUUACAGCUCAAAUGCUUCCACCAUGAAGACCGGCAAAUGAACACAAAUUGGCCUGCAAGCGUUCAAGUGUCUGUCAAUGCAACGCCGCUAGUCAUAGAUAGAGGCGAAAACAAAACAUCCCACAAACCAUUGUACCUGAAAGACGUUUGCCAGCCAGGCAGAAAUACAAUUCAGAUCACAGUAUCAGCUUGCUGUUGUUCACACCUGUUUGUUCUACAAUUAGUUCACCGACCGAGUGUCCGAAGCGUUCUCCACGGGUUACUAAGGAAGAGGCUAUUGACAGCAGACCAUUGUAUCGCUAAAAUCAAGAUGAACUUUAAUCAAGCACCGACUAACAACAGCGGGUCUAAUACCGCAAACGACCGGGACAGCGUCGAACAAACCGCCUUAAAAGUGUCAUUAAAAUGUCCCAUCACGUUCAAGAAGAUCACGCUACCUGCGCGAGGGCACGAAUGCAAACACAUACAGUGCUUCGAUUUAGAAUCAUAUUUGCAACUUAAUUGCGAGAGAGGAUCAUGGAGAUGUCCAGUUUGCAACAAACCAGCGCAGCUUGAAGGUCUGGAAGUAGACCAAUACAUGUGGGGGAUACUUAACACAUUAAACACUACUGAUGUCGAUGAAGUAACAAUCGACAGUGGUGCUAAUUGGAAAGCAGCUAAGAGUCCUACCAAUGGUGGUAUAAAGCAAGAGGAAGAUAGUAAUGACAACAGCUUAGGCAAGAGAAGCAAAGCGGUAUCACCUGGAUCCAUGAAUAUGCCAACAAUGAACAACUGGGAUAUGAAUCAAGCUUUAUCGCCAUACCUCCCUCCCGACAUGAACACAAUCGCCAGCGGCUCUAUGAUCUCGUCGUACAACCAAAGUAGCCAAAACAGAAAUGCUGGUUCGAAUAACCCGAACUAUGAUUUUGGUAUGAACAACGGGCCAGGCAGCAACGAAUUCGCCGGCAAUGGACCACUGUCCCAUCUAAAUGACAGUGUUAACUCACUAGAUCCCCUGAAUGCGAUGGAGAAAAGCCUCAAUGAACAGCUGCUGCCAGAAACUAGUGUCGAUCCGAUGGAGUUACUCUCGUACCUGGACGCGCCGGCGUUGGGUGAGCUACUUGCUACGCCGCCCUCGUCGUCAUCCUCAGCGGGUUCUCAUCCACCACGCGCGCCUUCCUCCGACGAUCUCCUAGCCCUCUUCGAAUGAACAACACCAAAGACAAUUCUAUACGUAACGAGAACACCAGCCGCCCUAAAAUGGUAAAUUGUCAAUUAAUACCAUCAACAAAGACUAAACAGAAGUCCUAAGAUUACCCAUUUCAACAGAAAGUAGUAAAAACAAACUCGUUACGCUAUAUGUCUUCAGUCCGUGUUCGUGAGGUGUUAGUUAAACUCGCUUUCAGGCCAGAGAUGCCCGACAUUGUGAUACUAGAUUUUAGUUCCUUCUCCCGUUUGCGAGCGCGUUGAACAUUGCAGAGAAAACUUUAUCAGAAUCUCGUCCACCCGUUCGCGAGUGCUGCCCAUCUGUAAACUGGAGUGUUUAACGCGACACGCGAUGCAUCUAUUGCUGAAGCAAUGAUGUAGGAGAACAUUUAUUAGGUAUUUAGGUAAAGUAUUCAGGCGAGGCGUGGGCCACGCCGGCCAUAGACACUGCGGUGUUGUGCAUGUAUAGUUCCUCGCACCGCCGCGUACGGUGGCGCUACUGAGCUCCUUAUAUUCUAAACUCUAGCAUAAACUGAGACACAAAUUUCGCUAAUGAUUGUUUCAAUUCCUUAUUC
Chilo suppressalis (striped riceborer) is the source of this 3280-nucleotide messenger RNA. NCBI's taxonomy places the organism in Eukaryota, Metazoa, Arthropoda, Insecta, Lepidoptera, Crambidae. The record is from the annotation of a GenBank genome assembly.